Molecule: messenger RNA, 798 nt
Organism: Miscanthus lutarioriparius
Lineage: Eukaryota; Viridiplantae; Streptophyta; Magnoliopsida; Poales; Poaceae
Source: the annotation of a GenBank genome assembly
AUGGGCAGCGCCGCCACCGCCUCACCGCCGCCACCGCCGUCCGGGAAUCUGACGCAGGACGAGCUGAAGCGCGUGGCGGCGCACCGCGCGGUGGAGUUCGUGGAGCCCGGCAUGACGCUGGGCCUGGGCACGGGCUCCACGGCGGGCCACGCGCUGGACCGCCUGGGCGACCUCCUCCGCGCGGGCGCGCUGCCGGGGGUCGCCGGCGUGCCCACCUCCCUCAAGACGGAGGCCCACGCCGCCCGCGUCGGGAUCCCGCUGCUCCCGCUCGAGGACGCCGCCUCGGCCUCGGGCGCCGGCGGCAUCCGCCUCUCCAUCGACGGCGCCGACGAGGUCGACCCGGACCUCAACCUCGUCAAGGGCCGCGGCGGGUCGCUGCUCCGGGAGAAGAUGGUCGAGGGCGCCGGCGACCGGUUCGUCGUCAUCGUCGACGAGUCCAAGCUCGUGCCCAGGCUCGGCUGCACGGGCGCCGUCCCCGUCGAGGUCAUCCCCUUCGGCGCGCCCCACACGCUGGGCCUCAUCCGCAAGGUGUUCGACGGAGUGCUCGGCUUCCACGCCAGGCUCAGGACGGUCCCCGCCCCCAAGGGGGAUGGCUUGGACGCGCCGUUCCUCACCGACAACGGCAACUACAUCGUGGAGAUGUUCUUCGAGGACGGUAUCCGCGGCGACCUGAGGGACAUCAGCGACCGCCUGCUCCGGAUCACUGGCGUCGUCGAGCACGGCAUGUUUCUUGGCAUGGCCACUACCGUCAUCGUCGCUAACAAGGACGGCACCGUCACAGUCAUCAACAAGAAGUAA